Brassica napus (rape) is the source of this 699-nucleotide messenger RNA. RefSeq lists its product as uncharacterized. NCBI's taxonomy places the organism in Eukaryota, Viridiplantae, Streptophyta, Magnoliopsida, Brassicales, Brassicaceae. The record is from RefSeq and is a predicted model, not a curated record. Gene Ontology annotation, molecular function: RNA binding. Gene Ontology annotation, cellular component: nucleus. Gene Ontology annotation, biological process: box C/D snoRNP assembly. The transcript has 6 exons. The coding region runs from base 1 to 699 and encodes 232 amino acids.
AUGCGACCUCAAGCUCGCCCACAGAGACAUCAACAACAACAGAACAAUGGCUAUCAUAAUCAGCACCAACACAAUGGGUACCAACCUCCAGUGAAUCCACAUCCAAUGAUGCCAAUGCACCCUCAGUUCUUCUUUAACAACCUCAAUAUGCCUCAACAGCAACAGUUUCAGCAGUUUGGUUUGCCCAACCAUAUCAACCAGUUACUUCCAAACUUAUUGGGGAAUCUUAUGGGUGGUUACUCACUCCCUCCUUUAGUUCAUCCCACAGUCUUCCAGCCUCCUCUUGACCCUUCUGCUUUCACUUCUCAGCCACCGUUUAACUCCCUUCCCUAUCCUCCUGGUUUCUCAGAGCCAAGACCACAGUCUGUUGGUAGUGUCAACAACAAUGUAACUUCCAACUCAAAAGGGAAUGACUUUCGAAAUAAGUUUACAAAACAGCAAAAAUUCAAAGGCACUGGUCAAGGAUUCCAGAGAUCUCAGUUGCAUCAAGCAGAUCAUGUAAAGAAAAAGUUUGGUUUCAGUAAGGAUCAUCUGAGCAAAGGGAACAACAAAAAGAUUUCAACCGGGCUCGAUGGAUCUGAUGCUGAUAACAUAGCUAAGGAAAAGAAAAGGUACUGCCAGGUCUUCCGCUUUAUGGUAACGAAUUCAUUCUUCAAUGAGUCUCCAGAGCAACCUCUUAAGUCGCCCUUGUUAUGGUAG